This is a messenger RNA of Equus quagga, 2030 nucleotides long. RefSeq names its product uridine-cytidine kinase 1 (gene UCK1). Gene Ontology annotation, molecular function: ATP binding; kinase activity. Lineage: Eukaryota; Metazoa; Chordata; Mammalia; Perissodactyla; Equidae. Gene Ontology annotation, cellular component: cytoplasm; cytosol. The record is from RefSeq and is a predicted model, not a curated record. Bases 95 to 928 code for a protein of 277 amino acids. The transcript has 7 exons.
GGGCGUCUCCCACCUCUGCGCGGGGGCGGGUGGGCCGGUUUGUUUAGGGAGGCGGCGGGAGCGAGGAACCCGAUGCGGGCGAACGGGGCCGGAGAUGGCUUCGGCAGGCGGCGGCGACUGCGAGGGCGCCGCGCCCGAGACGGACCGUCCUCACCAGCGGCCCUUCCUAAUCGGGGUGAGCGGCGGCACGGCGAGCGGAAAGUCAACUGUGUGUGAGAAGAUCAUGGAGCUGCUGGGACAGAACGAAGUGGACCACCGCCAGCGGAAGUUGGUUAUCCUGAGCCAAGACAGCUUCUAUAAGGUUCUGACCCCAGAACAGAAGGCCAAGGCCUUGAAGGGACAGUACAAUUUUGAUCACCCAGAUGCUUUUGAUAAUGAUUUGAUGCACAGGACUCUGAAAAACAUUGUGGAGGGGAGAACUGUCGAGGUCCCAACCUAUGAUUUUGUGACCCACUCGAGGCUGCCGGAGACCACCGUGGUUUACCCUGCAGACGUGGUCCUGUUUGAGGGCAUCUUGGUGUUCUACAGCCAGGAGAUCCGGGACAUGUUCCACCUGCGCCUCUUUGUGGACACUGACUCCGAUGUCAGGCUGUCGAGAAGAGUGCUCCGAGAUGUGCACCGCGGGCGGGACCUGGAGCAGAUUCUGACCCAGUACACCACCUUUGUGAAGCCAGCCUUCGAGGAGUUCUGCCUCCCGACGAAGAAGUAUGCCGACGUGAUAAUCCCGCGAGGGGUUGACAAUAUGGUUGCCAUCAACCUGAUUGUGCAGCACAUCCAGGACAUCCUGAACGGUGACAUCUGCAAAUGGCACCGCGGAGCAUCCAAUGGGCGGAGCUACAAGAGGACCUUUCCGGAGCCUGGGGCCCACCCAGGGGUGCUGAGCUCUGGCAAGCGCUCACACUUGGAGUCCAGCAGCAGGCCCCACUGAGGAGCGGGUGCUCAGCCUCCCAGGUGGGGCCCGGACAUGGCUUCAGGGUCUGGACCUGGACGUGCCUGCCUGCCUCUGAAAAUGCAGUCACCGCUCCCUCUCAGCGGGCGGCACGGGGGUGGUGCUGGGAUCGAGCACCCCACACCCUCGCGGGGAGCUGGGCAUGUCCACACUGAGUUUGGCGGGACACUGGCAGGCGCUCCUGAUGGCGUCACCUGCUUCCUCACAUUGGGGGGAUGAGUCUCUAGGUUGCUGAGAAGAGCCACAGUGUGUGGCAGGCCUGUGACACUCGCGUCCAGGAGGAACGUGAGGCACGUGUUUGGGGAACACUAAGGAGACAGCUGGGACGCUGGCUGUGCCAGGGUGUUCCUGACAGCGAACCGCAGUGAGAGCUGCUUUAUCUAGUACGAUCUGGUUCACACGCACUUACAACCGAAACAAACGUUUGAAGAGAUGAUACUUUCCCUUUUCACGUUAUACAUCCAAAUGUUUUCUGUUUUAUUCUAUUUCAUAACAUCGUUCUAGUUGUGACCUGUUAACCCAAUUUCGUGACCCGCCAGUGGGCUGGGAUCCAGGCACCCUGACGUGAGGGGCCACAUAGCCACGUUUCCUUCCUCCUGGCCUGCGCGAGUCGGGCAGGAGCCUUGGGAUCAGCGUUUCUUAACCAGCAUCAAGCACACACGUGGGGCCCCCGUGGGCGGGGCAGAAGGCGGGCUGGCGCGCACAGCGUCCACAGUCCUACCCAGGACCCCCAAGUGCAAGGUGCUGUCUGGGCAGGUGGUCCCUCAGGUGGCCCUGGGCCAAGUGCAGGGUGUAUGCUGGAAUGGAGGGGCGGAAGCAGACACUGUUGCCCAAAGCCAGCCAGUCCCUGCACCCCCCAGGCCCACAGCCACAAGCACCCCUGCUCUGCCCACCUGGCUCUAAAAGCGCCCCUUCCCCUUGCCAUUGGCCACCUGCAUGGGCACUCUGGUUUCCUUACCGAGUAGCAACUAGUUACACGAGACGACUGAGCUCCAUGGCUGGAUUCUGACUAUGUGACAAUUUUGUCAGGCUUAUUGUCCCCUUUUGGAAAGAGAGUCAAUAAAUAACACCAAACAUGGGU